Molecule: messenger RNA, 573 nt
Organism: Aureococcus anophagefferens
Lineage: Eukaryota; Pelagophyceae; Pelagomonadales; Pelagomonadaceae
Exons: 3
Source: RefSeq, a predicted model, not a curated record
AUGGGCGGCAACCUCAGCGCGACCGAAUUUCGGGCGCGCCACCAGGGCCCAUGGGCCGCGAAUUUCAAGGAGCGGCUCCUGCGAUGGGAGGACAAGGGCUUCACAGGGUAUCAUGCCACCCACAUGAGCAACCGGUACCGCAAUAACCCGCGCACGGACCUCACGGGCCCCUUCGUGCCCGGCAAGGGCCAGUCCUACUUCCGCGUCGAGUUCCUCGCCAACACGAAGGCGCAUAACUACGCCGGCGACGGCGACACCGCCCGGUCGCACCCGUUCCAGGCGUCGCCCGAGCGCCCCGACGACCGCCUCGCCGACUAUUCCAUGAACACGUACUUCUUGAGCGUCCUCGCGGCCAACGUCUCCUGCGCGGGGGCCUGGGGCAAGCCGGACUGGUACUUCUUCGAGGUCGUCUGCGGCCGCUCCGACACCGUCGUCGACUGCGGCAUGACCACCGUGCCGGAGACGUACGCGCUGAAGCAGCCGGCGGCGCACCGCGAUCUCCGCGAGCUCCUCCGCCAGGGGAAGCUCCCGCCGCCGCUGCCCGCGGAGGACCCGCCGGCGAAGCGCUCCCGC